GCCCCAACCGGAGCCCGGGGGAGCGAGCAGCAGCAGUCCGCCACCGCAGCCGCCCGCCGGGAAGGGGACAGACAGGCCCGCACCAUGGUCAAGGUGGCCUUUAACUCGGCCCUGGCCCAGAAGGAGGCCAAGAAGGAGGAGGCGGCGAGCGGCGAGGAGGCGCUCAUCAUCCCCCCGGACCUCGUCUCCGUGGUGGACUGCAAGGAUCCAGAGGAAGUGGUGCCCAUUGGCCAAAGAAGAGCCUGGUGCUGGUGCAUGUGUUUUGGACUGGCAUUUAUGCUGGCUGGGGUGGUCCUUGGAGGGGCUUACCUGUACAAAUAUUUUGCAUUUCAGGACGACGUAUAUUAUUGCGGAUUAAAGUACAUCAAAGAUGACUUCAUCUUAAACGAGCCCUACGCAGAAGUUCCAGCUGCCCACUACCAGACGAUUGAGGAAAACAUUCAAAUUCUUGCGCAAGAGAACGUUGAAUUCAUCAGUGUGCCUGUUCCUGAAUUUGCCGACAGUGAUCCAGCUAACAUUGUUCAUGACUUCCACAGGAGACUCACAGCCUAUCUGGAUCUUAGCUUGGACAAAUGCUAUGUGAUUCCUCUGAAUACUUCAGUUGUCAUGCCACCCAGGAGCUUAUUGGAACUUCUCAUUAAUAUCAAGGCUGGAACGUAUUUGCCCCAGUCUUAUCUGAUUCAUGAACAUAUGGUCGUCACUGACCGCAUUGAAAACGUCGAUCAGUUGGGUUUCCAUAUUUACCGUAUGUGCCAUGGCAAGGAAACUUAUAAACUCCAGCGCAGAGAAAUGGGUAUUAAAGGCAUUCAGAAACGUGAAGUUCACAGUUGCCGCAAGAUCCGGCACUUUGAAAACAGGUUUGCCAUGGAGACACUUAUUUGUGAGCAGUAAUGAAGAAACAUUACUAAAAGAAGACUUACUACUUCAGUGUAUCCCCACCCUUGGUAUUUUGUGCAGUGAUUGAUUUUUUAAAAAAUCUUAUGUAAGUAGCACACAGGGCUUUUAUUGUUGAAUAUCUUCAAACGUUUCAUCUCAGUUAUGAUUAAAACCAAUAACUUUGAAUCUUUUCUUAUUUUUAAAAUGUGGUGUCUUUUAUAUUUUAACUGUAUAAAGUCAUAGCUAUUAGUAAAUUUCAUGUGACUAGGCAAAGCAUUAGAAGAGUAAAAUUUCUUUAAAACAUUUGUCAGGUUUUUUGUUUUAAAAUUUUCUUUUGAGUAAAAGGAUGAGGGAGCCGUGAGAUCCUCAAAAGCGGUAGUAAGAAUUUGUAACUAUUAUUGCCCUGCCACCAAGUUUGCCGCCACAUUUGAAUUGCAUUGGCAGUUUCCCUACUUGGAAUGUGCAGGUUUUGCAAUUGUACCUUCUUAGCUCAUCAUUUUCAACUUGAUGUUUUAAUAGGCCAAGCGCUGCUGUAACAAUAUUUUAGAAAAUGUAUGAAAAUUAAGCAGCAACUUGUGUCACUAAUUUGUAUAUAACCUAUGUAUGUGCAAUGGAAUAUAAAUCUUACAAACUUG
Tachyglossus aculeatus (Australian echidna) is the source of this 1511-nucleotide messenger RNA. RefSeq names its product integral membrane protein 2B (gene ITM2B). Gene Ontology annotation, biological process: negative regulation of amyloid precursor protein biosynthetic process. Bases 85 to 891 code for a protein of 268 amino acids. Lineage: Eukaryota; Metazoa; Chordata; Mammalia; Monotremata; Tachyglossidae. Gene Ontology annotation, molecular function: amyloid-beta binding. Gene Ontology annotation, cellular component: plasma membrane; extracellular exosome; Golgi apparatus. The record is from RefSeq and is a predicted model, not a curated record. The transcript has 6 exons.